UGCAUCUUAGUAAGCAAACAACCACAAGUUUGUCUUGGGAUAAGGAAAGAUUUCAUACUGCCAACCCAAACUUCUCUCUUCUAAAUCGGUGUUCGAUGCCUGUCGAACCACUCCACUCAUCCCUAUUUCGAACAAAGUAUCGGCACUUUGUCGAACACCUUACCAAGGACAGCAGGCAUCCUCCUGAUUCGGAGAAGAUUUAUCUCCAUCCUCUUGAAGGCAGGAACCAUCGGGAGCAACAUGGUAGCGAAACACUCUAAAAAUAUAUCCCGUCAUUCUCUCUCUCCGCUUUUCUUUUCGACAUGCCCCCAAAAGAAGGUUCACCCAAAAAAGUUGAUCCCACAGAUGCUGAAGAUCUCGGUUGGGUGUGUGAUGAUGCUAGAACUUCAUGAGAGCAAACUGCAUGUAUAACUUCCGGAUUGGCGCGGAACAAAGUUUUGACUAGGGGCAUUGGCGUUAGACUGAUUCGAUUCAGAUUCACUACCACAAGCUAGAAGGAAACUCAGCAAAAAGUAUUGUUGAUUAUGAAAGAAAUGUACUCCUAGUCACUUCUAAUGGCUGCAACACAAGAAGAAAAGCCUCUGUUUAUUAUAAAUGAAAUGCAAACGCGUAUGCAAGAAAUUUCACAUACUCGAACAGAUACUCCAACUUAAGCGACAUAAACGAAAAGUGUGUGAUGGAAACCACAGAAGAUAAAAAAUAACAAAUUAUUACCAUAAGAUUCCUAUUUAAGCUAUCAUAGCGUCUUAGGGACCAGAAUAAAAUAAAUUCAAACUAUGAAAUCCUGUAGAUCGCAUAGUGAAAUGAAGGAAAGGUGAUACUUUUUUUAAUCGAACAUGUUGGAUCUUUUUCGCAGCGUGAAAGGCCUCGUCAAGGUUUCCAGAACCAAAAUCGACAAUGAAGUCUUCCGUCUGCAUUAUACCUUUACAGUGUUAUGUUUAGUAACAUUCUGCAUAGUGGUCACUACCAAGCAAUACGUUGGAGAUCCAAUACAAUGUGCUCACUCCAGGGAAUUUGCAUCGGAGAUUAUGAACACCUACUGCUGGAUUCACACAACCUAUACCAUUCCCUCUGCCUACCAAAAGAAAGUGGGUACAGACAUACCUCAUCCAGGUAUCGAUUCAACCCCAGAUGAAAGCAAAUUCAGGUACCAUAAAUACUACCAAUGGGUUUGCUUCAUGCUAUUCUUCCAAGCUACUUUAUUUUAUAUUCCAAGAUGGCUGUGGCGCAUGUGGGAAGGAGGAAAGAUACAGGCACUCAUGAUGGACCUGGACAUUGGACUCCUGGGGGAAGCCGAAAAGAAAGCAAAGAAAAAACUCUUGGUCGAUUACUUGAUGUGCAGCUGGAAGACACAUGACUGGUACGCUGGACGGUACCUCAUAUGUGAAAUCCUCUGCUUCAUCAACGUGGUUGGACAAAUGUUCUUGCUCAACAAGUUCUUUGACGGUGAAUUCUGGGAAUACGGUCUUGAAGUGAUCCACUUCGCAAGUAUGGAUCCGGAGGAGAGAAUGGAUCCAAUGAUAAGGAUUUUUCCACGUGUGACAAAAUGUCGCUUCAUGAAGUAUGGUCCAUCCGGGAACAUUGAAAAAUACGAUGCCCUGUGUGUCAUGCCUCUGAACAUCAUCAAUGAAAAGAUAUACAUCUUCCUCUGGUUCUGGUUCGUGGUACUAGCUAUUUUGUCAGGAUUUGUUCUGAUAUUUCACAUGGUUCUAUUUGCCUGUCCACCAGUUCGGGUAUAUGUAUUGAGCAUGAGGUUCAGGUUUGCACACAUGGAGAACUUGCACAUGCUUGUAAGGAAAGGAUCGUUCGGUGAUUGGUUCCUUAUUUACAUGUUGGGUCAAAACGUAGACUCUAUGAUAUUUAAAGAGAUUGUUGUAGAAGUAGCUCAUAAAGUUACUAGUGAACCGAAAGAAUCUUUAUGACCAAUGAAAACAAAACUAGAACAGUGCCGUCAUAGAACUUCAACCAAAAUUUUCAAGCACAAUAUAAUGUUUAAUGUUAUUUUUGUGAAAUUGUGUUUGAAAUUUGUUCACUGCCAUAUCACAUUUAAAUAUAUCACUUCUUUUCUAAAGUUGACUUUCUAUAAUUAAAAAUGUACUUUUAGAA
Molecule: messenger RNA, 2106 nt
Organism: Parasteatoda tepidariorum (common house spider)
Lineage: Eukaryota; Metazoa; Arthropoda; Arachnida; Araneae; Theridiidae
Product: innexin shaking-B
Cellular component (GO): gap junction; plasma membrane
Molecular function (GO): gap junction channel activity
Source: RefSeq, a predicted model, not a curated record